GCAGAUAAUGAAACUCUUCUGUAACUAUUAUAAGCUAGGGAAAGAUAUAUAUAUCGAUCAACAAUUCCGUACUAUACCAAAAUUGGAACAUAGAGUAAUAACAUCCCAACCUUUCUCUCGCUUCUUGUUAUGUUGUCUUCCUUUACUCGCCCUUAAUAUCACCCGCCAGCGUUCCACAAGAAAUAAAGCGAUCAAGCCUCCAAGCAAGAGACUGGCCCAUCGACUGCGGCCUGCUUCGCGCAGAAUGUAUCUUCCUCCACCUAGCUUUGUUUACAGUCUUGUUCUUGUCCUUGCCCUUCUUCAAGUCUUGAUAAAUGACCUCCUCUUCUUCCCAGGUAUGAGAGAGUAUUGCGUAAGCAGGGGCUUCGCUGCUGAUGAAUUCGCGAAAGACAAUCUCGCUGUCAGGUUUGCAUUGCAAGAGGCGUAUACGAGAUAUGGUGGAGGUUCGCGAGCGAUCUCGUGGCAAGAGCGACUCGUAUCACUACUUCAGCGAGUUGGUACAGCACUGCGAUUAAGAAUUAGAUGUUGAAGACCUGAGCGCGAGAAGGAUAUUCCAGGUGUGGUCGUAGGUGCCUAUGAGGCUCUAUCGUGGCAUAACCUGGCCAGUUGGAAGAGCGGUAAGAUGCUGUAGGUGGGAAUUAAGGGGACAGGACGGUCAUGAAGCAUCAACGGUCGCUGAAAGACGGACUGCUUCGCACAGGCUACUUUUUGCUCUGCUCGGAGGAUGUCAG
Molecule: messenger RNA, 731 nt
Organism: Hyaloscypha bicolor E
Lineage: Eukaryota; Fungi; Ascomycota; Leotiomycetes; Helotiales; Hyaloscyphaceae
Exons: 1
Coding region: 245-529 (94 amino acids)
Source: RefSeq, a predicted model, not a curated record